This is a messenger RNA of Hansenula ciferrii, 912 nucleotides long. RefSeq lists its product as uncharacterized. The record is from RefSeq and is a predicted model, not a curated record. Lineage: Eukaryota; Fungi; Ascomycota; Saccharomycetes; Phaffomycetales; Wickerhamomycetaceae. The transcript has a single exon. Bases 1 to 912 code for a protein of 303 amino acids.
AUGACAAAUAUAAUGAGCAAAAAGGUUGAUGAUCUGAACAUGUGCAAGUUUGAUCUUUUAUCUGACAUAUUGGGAGGUCCGUACUCUUUAAUAAUGGUUAAUCAACUAUCAAUUAAGAGAUUCAUACAUUUUUUCUAUGGUUUAAGUAAAGCUUCUGAAGGUAAAAAAGUUCACAGGAUUUAUAAAUUUGCUUUGGAAGGUUAUAAAGGUAUUUGGGAAGUUGAAUUGAUGAAAAUUGAAAUUGAAAGGCUCUCUAUAUUAGUUAAUGUGGUUUUGGGUCAUUUUAAAGGCUCUGACGAGUUUUGUGACGAUAUUUUUCCAGUCUUAGAAGAGUUAAGGUUCAAUAUUAGUAAAGGGAAAGUACAACAGAGUAGUCGUCAAAUACUAAGAGAUACGCUUUUCUCACUUCAAGAGUUCAUCGAUGGUUCAAAAACCUAUAAAAAGAAAAAAAUCAACUCAAUAAUACAAGAUGACUUGAAUAUUCUGAAGGAUUCUUUGAGCUUAGAAGUUAAGGUAUUAAAUCGUGAAGACUUUAUGAACCUCCAUAAGUUUCCAAAAUUGAAAGAGAAUAUUACAAAACAGAAUUCAAUAUACAAUGAUCACAUUAUUCAAAAACAAAAAUCAAAUGAAGUUGAUGAUUUAUUAACAAGUGCUGAAAAAGAAAGUCAAGAUGAAUUAGACAAAAGACACGAAGAUGUUGAAUUGACCAAAAAUUUGGAAAACAUUAAUAAUAGACAGUUUGGAAAUGGGUAUGAAAAUAAAGAUAAGUUUAAGGCCCCUUCUAAGCAACAAAAUACCAAGAGUCAUCAGGUAUCACCUGUCAUUAAUAAACAGAACCCAUACCAAUAUUCUCUCAGAGAUGAUAAGUUGCGAGAUGUGUAUGGGAAUGGUGCAAGAUUUUCAAAUUUUUGA